Molecule: messenger RNA, 1524 nt
Organism: Sphenostylis stenocarpa
Lineage: Eukaryota; Viridiplantae; Streptophyta; Magnoliopsida; Fabales; Fabaceae
Source: the annotation of a GenBank genome assembly
AUGGGCAAAACCAAAAUCUUUCAUUCCCAGGGUAUAAUGCUGCUAUGGACAUCUACAUCAGACACACCUUCUCAAUUUCAUACAUUCUAUGCAGCUAUAAUCUUCCUUGCAUUAGGGAACAGUGGUCAAAAGCUUACAGAAAAUUUUCUUGAAUACCAAUUGGAAGAGAAAAUUGAAGCGAGACAAGCAGUAGGUGGUGGAAGCACACACAAGAAGAAAGAGCUAGAGUUCAUGGAUAAAGUGCUUAUUAGAAGCUGGAUGUACGCUCCAUGUGUUGUUGGAUAUAUCAUCACAAUUAUUUAUGCCUUCGUCGUUGAUGACAAGUACGAGCACACAUUCCGAUUCGCGGCACUUUUCAUGGGUGGCACUUACAUGGUGUUCCUCGCUGGUUCUGCGUGGUACAGCCGCGAAGAAUUGCCUGUUGAAAGCAAUCUACGCAAGAUCUACAGAAUCCUCAAAGCAGCUUUAUGGAAACGGGGUGCAAAAUAUCCAACCUCGCCGAGUAGAUAUUACUGGAAGGGUUGUAAGCAAGAUCAUCAUUAUAAACACCGUGAAGGAGUAAGGUUAGUGCCACCAGUUCCACGGUUAUGCCGGUGGUUGGACAAAGCAGCUAUACUUGAACCAGAAGAUUCCAGAGUGGGUGUGGAGGUGCAAGAAAAGAAUAUGAAGCUUUGCACGGUAAAGGACGUGAGGGAAGUGAAGAGCCUGGUUCCUAUGUUUUACCUGGGCUUUGCAUUCUUUGGUUACAGUUUACUCGUGGCCACCGAGAACACUUUUUUUGUUGCACAAGCAAGCAACAUGACAUCAAAGAUUACUAAAAAUGAUAAUGAUAUCUUUCUUCUCUUUUUGAUCAAGGAGGGCGUGAGUGAUGUGUCACGGUUCAUCUGUUUUCUUAUCGGUUGUGCAUUUCGACGCUUAAAACACUUCAAAUUUAUUGACAACGUGUGCAACAAGAAAGCAGCAAUUGUAAGGAUUGGUUUUGGCAUGGUUUUUGCAGUGAUUUGUAGCCUCAUAGCUUGGAAAGUUGAGGUUGGUAGAUUGAACGUAAACAAGGAGAUGGGUUACAUCGAGGAAGGCAGAAACUCCACAGUGGCCUUGGUUCCGCAAUUUUCAUUGAUGGGAAUCACUGAGGGGCUUGUUGAGGGUGGAAUGGCGAGUUUGUUCCGUAGGCACGUGGCGAAAUCAAUGUGGAGUUUUGGGGAUGCGUUUGGGGGAUUGGUGAUUGGUAGUGGAAAACUCUUGAUCAUUCCACUUGUCUUAGGUAUCCCUAGUUGGUUCAAGGAUACUUUGAACGCUAGUCGUUUGGACAGGUUCUAUCUGAUGUUGGGAAUAUUGAACGCUGUGUUUCUUCUGGUUUUUGCUUACUACUCCUUCAUGUAUGCAUACAAAGUAGUAUGCCCUGAAGAUGAUCAACCAGACUCAGAAAGCUCCCAAGUUGAAGAAUCGAAGGGGGAGAAUCCGGAUUUCGUUGAAAGUACAGUUGAAAUACAGUUGGAAAACAAUGGUAGCCAACAGAGACUUUGA